AUGCCUCCGUCUACAGCCUCGGUACCAGAGCCACCGGCCAAACGUUGCAAGCUCAUGGAGCGAGCCGCAAUGUAUACUGGUCAGCCCGUUAAGCUUCGAAGCAGGGAGACUAUCGGCGCUUUCGAGAUGCAUGUUCUCAGGCCAAAGCUCUGCGAACACUCAGAGUAUUUCGUACGGAAGCUUGGCGAAAGCAUUGUGAUGACUCUUGACGUCAGCGCUGAAACUUUGGGGAGUUUUGCAGUGUGGCUCUAUGAGGGCAAGGUGUUCGUGGAUGACAUGGAUAUAACGACGAACAGUGAAGAAUACAACAACAACAACGACGACGACGAUGACACCAACAAGAACAACAAUGCAAAUCAAACCUCCGGUAGUCUGGGGAACGAAUUUACCCGCAGCAUGGCCGCAGGUGAAAUUUCGAACGAAACGAUUCUUGUCAAGACCGAAGUCCAUAUCAACAUGGAAAAUACGAUCCCGGAGUACAGCCGAGAACCAGAAAUGAUAAAUGGAUCUGCUGGUGCUCCAGCUGGCGACCCAUGCCUUCCAACAGCCCCAUGGUAUGAUCAACUUGACUUGCCUAAGGAUACUGAUGCUCAUAACCUGGCUUUGCACCGAAUAGACGCUCGUAUCCUCGACCUUUACUUGUUUUCACGAGCUUACGAGCUCCCGGGCUUAGCCGUCUCGGUCAUCGUCGCCAGUCAAAGGUUCACCAGAUCACAUGCAGCGUACGCCAGCGAAUACGUUGUGUCCAAAGGAUGGACCAUUUUGGGACCCGAUGAUCCCUUGUGCCAGUAUUGGCUUCACCAAUUUGCGUUCAGCAGAAAAUUUAGCAGCAACGAAGUGGAUAUGCUAUGGCUAAAAGCCCUUCCCAGUGAAUUUCUUUUCGAAAUUCUUCGACUAAGACCUACGUUAUUGGAUGUUGGUAAUGGUGAUUCGAGCGAUCCCGUCGCAGAUCCCAAUCCAGAUCAUAAGUGGUGUUUUUUUCAUGGGCACGGCUCAGUAGAGGAACGAGAGGAAUGCGAACGUGGUCGUAAGGAUGAUCCAGACAUGAAAUACAAGAGGAAGCAGGGAAGAAAGAGCAAGUAA
Messenger RNA from Truncatella angustata, 1083 nucleotides. RefSeq lists its product as uncharacterized. Lineage: Eukaryota; Fungi; Ascomycota; Sordariomycetes; Amphisphaeriales; Sporocadaceae. The record is from RefSeq and is a predicted model, not a curated record. The transcript is spliced from 2 exons. Bases 1 to 1083 code for a protein of 360 amino acids.